This is a messenger RNA of Protomyces lactucae-debilis, 855 nucleotides long. RefSeq lists its product as uncharacterized. Lineage: Eukaryota; Fungi; Ascomycota; Taphrinomycetes; Taphrinales; Protomycetaceae. The transcript has a single exon. The record is from RefSeq and is a predicted model, not a curated record. Bases 1 to 855 code for a protein of 284 amino acids.
AUGGCAACCAUGCGCUCUGCACAUUUCGGCAUACUGUCUAUCCUGUCCUGCCUCAUGCUAGGCACGUUUUUCAAUGCUGUACACUCAUCGCCUCCAGCUGCAGUGGCCAAUUCGCAAAAUGGCGAUCAUCCGCUCCAGGUGUUGCUCUGCAAGACAGUCGAUUUCAAACUCAGGACAAUCAUUUACGCUGAUGGGGUGCGAGAUUCUUCGUCAAGCACUCAAACCAAUCCCGGACCAUAUAAAGACGUCCUCGACGGAUCUGCCUCAAGCUCAAACAGUCCCCUCAAUACCGAUUCUGCUGAGUCUGGGCCAUUAAAUCCGACAAGUUGCAAGGCUGCAUGUAAGAAGGCAGUGCAGCGACAUCGAGAUCUCUUGGCGAUCAUGCCAGAUCGCUGUCAAGUUGUCAUUACAGACGAAAUAUCUCCAGCAUACACACGCCCAGGUUACCAGCCAAGCACCUAUGAUUGGGCUUACAUAAGGAUUCGAUGGGAGGAUCUCUCAGUGAUAACAAGUUGUCUCGCGCCAGGCGUCAUCGAUGCCUUGGCAUUCGAUACAGAAGGUACACAUCAAGAGAAAACUCGCCGGAGAUUUUGUACUGAACCGGACUUUACUGAUCACCAUCAAUGCAUGUGCAGAACUGACCUUCGUGUCCGAAGGCUCUUACCUGAAGCAUUUCAAGAUCCCGACUAUGGACUUUUCCGCAAAGAUGGUAAGGGACCAUGUCGCGAAGACAAUGUCAUCUCCCGACUAGUUCAUAAUGGUUGGCAGCCUUACGGCCACCAAUUUGUCGAGUGGAAGCCGUGUCUCCAAAAGGAUGAUGCUGAUUGGGUCCCAACCGAAAAAGGCAUUAUGUGA